This is a messenger RNA of Microplitis mediator, 4678 nucleotides long. RefSeq names its product echinoderm microtubule-associated protein-like CG42247 (gene DCX-EMAP). Lineage: Eukaryota; Metazoa; Arthropoda; Insecta; Hymenoptera; Braconidae. Gene Ontology annotation, cellular component: mitotic spindle. The coding region runs from base 506 to 4012 and encodes 1168 amino acids. The record is from RefSeq and is a predicted model, not a curated record. Gene Ontology annotation, molecular function: microtubule binding. Gene Ontology annotation, biological process: intracellular signal transduction; microtubule cytoskeleton organization. The transcript has 15 exons.
UCCUAGACUACAGACCUAUGGACUAUUGCAUUAUAGUUCACUGACACGUAGAGUCCACGCCGACGCCUACAACUCGCGGAGCACAUAAGUGCGGGUAAAUGAGUACGAAGGGAGCGACACUCGACGUCGGGACGCCACUGUCGAAGGACGCGUGUGACAUUAAUAUGUAAAAACUUGACUUUAUAGUUUAUCAGUUCGAUUAUUUGAAUUUUAAUGUUACUUUUUUUUAAUUUUUUUUUUUCGUCGGUUACUAAUUUUUGAUGAAUAUCAAAAUAAAUAAGAAACUAUAGUUGGAGGUUCAUUUAUUUAAACGAGUGUUUGAAUUUAAAUAAACAAUACAAAACUGUGGGAAGUUUAAUAAACUUUUAGUGCGACGGUGAUUUUUUUUUUAAAGUGAAUUUGUGCUAACGAAGGAGAGACAAUAAAAUUUUUAAAAUAAAACAAUAAUUUUUUUAGACAUUAAAAAAAAUUUUUUUUUUAUUACCAAAAUUUAAAAAAAAGUGCAAUGAUCGCAAUGAAUCAUCAACAAGCAUCGAGAGGAAAUUCUCACAUUGGUCAGUACGAAGAAUUAAAUGGAGUAUCGAUGACAAAUGGGGGUAUAAAUGGUAGCGGUUCAGGUGCCGGUACAACAGGAGUCACAAAUUCUACAUCAGGAGUAGGAGUUACAGGAACAAAUCAAAAUACCGAGAAUUCUGCAAAAGGUGUACAGGAGGCGCCACACCGCGAGGAUAAUCUGAAAGCACAGAGCCGACGUAUUGGAUCGGCAGCAAAGACCGUCGGUAGCUCGUCGGAGAACGCGGUUGCUGAAAAGCACGUAAUCGACGACGACACUGAGGAGGAGGAAGAGGAAGAAGAGGACGAGGACGAGGACGAGGAGGAUCAUAUCGAGGAGGACGAAGAGGAAGACGAGCAAGCAGUAAGAGAGAUGCGACGUGAGGGUAACAUUGGUAACGGUACCACGAGAAUGUCCACGACAAAUGAAAUGGGGCAAGAAUUGGCGGGACGUGAGACGGCGCGUGGCCCCUCGUCUGCUAUUCCAAUGAGCAUCGGGGUAGGGAUGCCGUCAGUUGAAACUGGGGAAUUUAGUGGUGGAAACGUCGCCACCGGAGGUGGCAUGGGCGGCUACUGGAGGCAGAGUAGACCCUCCAGUCCCCGCAUGCCGCCUCCUGAGCAACCGGAGUCCAGGCCAAAGAGCCGACACGACUCUAUUGCUAAUUCUACAAUCACUACUACAACUAGAUACAAUAAUCUUGGAUAUUGGCGAGCUAGACGUGUUACUUUUUACAAAAAUGGAGAUCCUUAUUUUCCUGGUGUGGAAUUUAGAUUCAAACCUGGACGUGAUAUUGGAUCACUGGAGGCACUUCUUGAUCGGCUGUCUCUGCGUCUUGAUCUUCCACGAGGUGCGCGUCAUAUAUUUUCGAUGGACGGAGAUAGAAAACUCAAUCUUGAUGAGCUUGAAGACGGAGCUUCUUAUGUCGUGUCUAGUUACAAAACAUUCAAGCCGGCGAGCUACGGGAAGAAGGGCAACACCUGGUACACACCACCAGGAGGUGUCAGUAGGGCUGGAGCAGGAGGCGGAUGGCAAAGUCGACCCCCAGCGGUAGCGAGUCUCAGCAGAAAAGCCUCAAUUACUGAAGAAGCGCCACCCCCAGGGGGUGGAAAACCCUCGUCCGGUCGGGUCAUUCGUAUUGUCAACAAUCUUGACCAUACUGUACAGUGUCGUGUGCUGUUGAACUUAAGGACAUCGCAGCCUUUUGAAGAAGUUCUUGAGGACCUGGGCCAAGUGUUGAAAAUGAACGGGGCCAAGAGAAUGUUCACAGUCUCAGGACAAGAGGUCCGCAGCUUUUCUCAAUUGAGAAAUGAAUUUGCUGAUGUGGAUACAUUUUACCUGGGAACUGGAGCAUCAAUGGGUAUAAGCGGUGCCUCGAUGACAAGUUCAUCUCCAGCUCGUAGAUCGCGAUCUCGUGGACCACCAGCAUUGCAAAUGUCUGGAGCUAGUGAAGAUGUCGUUAGACAACGACGCGCACGUAGCAAAAGUCGUCCACGCGCACUUUAUGCCGCGGAUUCCGAAGUCGUACGAGUUAAUGACUACAGUGUCGUCGAAGUACUGAGAGAAGAACCGGCUCGCGUAACAAUAAGAGGAUUAAGGCGGUCGUUUUAUCCUCCAUCGCAUUUGCCUCUAGUUGACAAUUCACCCCCUGAUAAAAAACUUCAACUCGAGUGGGUCUACGGAUACCGAGGGACUGAUACCCGGAGAAAUUUGUGGGUUUUACCAAGUGGAGAACUUUUAUAUUACGUCGCAGCUGUUGCUGUUCUAUUCGACCGCGAAGAAAAUACGCAACGUCACUAUAUUGGUCACACAGAAGACAUCACUUGUAUGGAGAUACACCCGAGUAGAGAACUUGUAGCUUCUGGACAACGUGCUGGUAGACAUCGCAAAGCACAACCGCAUGUUCGUAUUUGGUCCACGGAAACUCUUCUUACGCUUUAUGUUUUUGGAAUGACGGAGUUCCAAAUGGGAGUAUCCGCCCUCGCGUUUUCUCAACUUAAUGGGGGAAGUUAUGUUCUUGUUGUUGAUUCGGGACGAGAAGCCAUUUUAUCUGUAUGGCAGUGGCAGUGGGGUCAUCUUCUUGGAAAAGUGGCGACUCUACAAGAAGAUUUAACCGGAGCAGCGUUUCAUCCCCUAGAUGACAAUCUUUUAAUAACUCACGGUCGAGGUCAUUUGACAUUUUGGAACCGUCGUAAAGACGGAUUUUUUGAGAGAACUGAUAUUAUCAAACCGCCAUCGAGAACUCACGUCACAAGUAUCCAAUUCGAGCAAGAUGGCGACGUAGUAACAGCAGACAGUGACGGAUUUAUAACAAUUUACUCAGUGGAUGCGGACGGCGCUUAUUUUGUUCGCAUGGAAUUCGAAGCCCAUAAUAAGGGUAUAAGUUCACUGGUUAUGCUUUCCGAAGGUACUCUAUUAUCUGGUGGUGAAAAGGACCGGAAAAUAGCUGCUUGGGAUUCGCUACAAAACUACAAACGAAUUACCGACACUAAGCUGCCAGAAUCAUCCGGAGGAGUACGAAGUAUUUACCCACAGAGACCGGGAAGAAAUGACGGGAAUAUUUACGUCGGAACAACGCGUAAUAAUAUUCUCGAAGGCUCUUUGCAACGGCGGUUUAAUCAAGUGGUUUUCGGACACGGAAGACAACUUUGGGGACUCGCUGUUCAUCCGGAUGACGAAGUAUUUGCGACUGCGGGGCAUGACAAGAAUAUCGCGCUUUGGAGAAGACACAAAUUGCUUUGGACAACCCAAGUUGGAUUCGAGUGCAUUUGCAUCGCGUUCCAUCCAUUCGGUGUCGCUUUGGCAGCCGGUUCGUCUGAAGGUCAUCUUCUUGUACUUGCAGCUGAUACCGGAGCUGCAGUGGCGACUCUCCGCGUUUGCGGAUCACCUUUAUCGUGUAUUGGAUAUAAUCCAACGGGUGAAAUAAUAGCAAUGGGAUCACAAAAUGGCAGCGUCUAUCUAUUCCGUGUGUCUCGCGACGGAUUUUCUUACAAAAAGAGCAACAAAAUUCGCGGUACCCAGCCAUUGGUCCAACUUGACUGGAGCUCGGAUAGUAGAUUCUUACAAACAGUUACUCAAGAUUACGAUUUAGUUUUCUGGGAUGUCAAAGCUCUGCAAUCUGAAAAAAGUCCAAUUGUUAUGAAAGAUGUCAAGUGGCACACUCAUAAUUGUACUGUUGGUUACAUGGUUUCCGGCAUGUGGAAUAAUCGUUACUAUCCACUGACGACAGUGAUAACGACAUCAAGUCGCUCAGCAGCACAUGAUAUGCUAGUGAGUGGAGAUGCCGAAGGAUAUUUAAGACUCUUUAGAUUCCCAUGUACCAGCGCAAAAGCUGAAUACGUUGAAGAAAAAGUUUAUAGUUCACUUGUGGCAUGUGCUAGAUUUUUGUACAACGAUCAAAAUGUUGUAACCGUCGGUGGUACUGAUGCAGCUCUCAUGCUUUGGGAAUUAGUAGACGAAUAAACAAAUAGAUAAAUAGAUUUUUAAAAAAAUAUAAAAUAUAUAUUGUCAAACUUUUAAUAGAAAACGAACUCCAAACGCCGGCCGUAAGUGGAGGUCAGUUUUAAAAUAAAAUUGUAACUGCCGAGAACAUGAUUUUUAAAUCAAGAACAUUUUUUUUCUUUUCUGUAAAAGUUAAUUUUAUCAACUACUUGUUGAGGGACAUCGACGUUAAUAUAUAUUUGAUUAUAUUAAUAUAUAAUAUUCUAAUUAUUGAAAAAAAAUUUUAGCGUUACUGCAAUAAAAUUUUAAAUGGAAGGAAGUUUAUGGAAAUAAAUUGUCUAACUCGUAAACUAUUGAGUUUACGUCCAUAAUAUAAGAGAUGUGUUGUGUAGAAAAUGUAAUUUUCUACUGAUAAUUUAUUGACAAUUAUCUUAAUUCUUAAACGGUCACACGGGAACCGGAAGACUAGACAAUUUUAAACUCCAAAUUUAAAUUCUUAAAUUCUGGAAAUUUUAAACUCAAAAUAUCUCAAUAAAUAUCAAGAUUUUGAGAAAAUUACAAGAUAUCUUUUUUGUAGAAAAUUUAAUGUUCUACAAAAAAGGUCUAUUGCAAUUUUUCGAAAAAUUUUAUAUUUACAGAGAUAUUUUCAAAAAACCAAUGGCACUUUUUUUUUGAUGAAUUUGAAUU